UGUAGGAAAAAGCAUUGUCUGGCGUCGUCUCCUUCUGCGUGUGUCGUUUUGUGUUCAUAUUGAUGUCGUAAAAUCCCACCUGUUGAGAUCCAUCCAACGCAAUUUCUUUUCUUUUGCAGGUGAAGGAAAGAAGGGGGGGCCUUCAAGUACUCUCCUUCAUAGUCCCCCUCUACUUGAUUUUUGCUUUUCGAAGGAAAAAAAAAUCCUAAUUAACCCAAAUUUUCAUUCCUUGAAUUUGACUGUUAAUCCCCUCACAAUCCUAUUGUGGAUCCCUCACUGUCAAUUGUAGUAAAUUAAUUCUUUCCAAUUCGAGACCAAUAUAAUUCUAUCCAAUUUUCAAUUUUGACGGCGAAAAGGUGUUCGCAUUAUUGCUUAAGAUGUUCAAUUGGGUGGCGUGAUUGAAUUGGAGAAUUGCAGGAUCUAUGGUGUGUUUUGUGGGAUUGAGAUGAUCUGUUCCGUGGCGUGAACAAAAUUGAACGCUUUGGAUCCGAUAGGGGGAGAAACAGCGCCAUCUAAUGGCGCUGUUCCGACGCCUGUUUUACCGGAAGCCGCCGGAUCGGCUUCUCGAGAUCUCUGAGAGAGUUUACGUAUUUGACUGCUGCUUCGCCACUGACGUUUUGGAAGAUGAUGAGUACAAAGGAUACAUUGGUGGAAUUGUAGCACAGCUGCAAGACCACUUUCCCGAUGCUUCCUUCAUGGUCUUCAACUUUAGGGAAGGGGAGAAGCGGAGCCAAAUUUCAGACAUAUUGUCUCAGUAUGACAUGACAGUUAUGGAUUAUCCUCGGCAAUAUGAGGGGUGUCCUCUGCUACCUUUGGAGAUGAUCCAUCACUUUCUUCGAUCUAGUGAAAGCUGGUUAUCUUUGGAGGGACAGCAAAAUGUACUUUUGAUGCACUGUGAAAGAGGAGGUUGGCCUGUACUUGCAUUCAUGCUUGCAGGCCUUCUCUUAUACCGCAAACAGUAUAAUGGGGAGCUGAAGACUCUUGAAAUGGUCUACAAGCAAGCUCCUAGAGAGCUUCUCCAUCUCUUAUCUCCUUUAAAUCCUCAACCUUCCCAAUUGAGAUAUCUUCAGUACAUCUCCAGAAGAAAUUUGGGUUCUGAUUGGCCUCCAUCAGAUACACCUCUACUUUUAGAUUGUCUUGUCCUUGCAGUUCUUCCAUUAUUUGAUGGGGGGCAAGGUUGCAGACCAGUUGUCCGUGUUUAUGGUCAGGACCCCUCAAAACCAGCCAAUAGAACUUCUAAGCUCUUAUUUUCAACUUCAAAGACAAAAAAACUUGUUCGUCACUACUUGCAGGCAGAGUGUAUGUUGGUGAAAAUAGAUAUCCAUUGCAGGGUCCAAGGCGAUGUCGUUCUUGAAUGUAUCCAUUUGGAUGAAGAUCUAGUACGUGAGGAGAUGAUGUUUCGAGUUAUGUUCCACACAGCAUUUGUGCGGGCUAAUAUCUUGACGAUCAGCCGUGAUGAAAUUGACAUUCUAUGGGAUGCCAAGGGCCAAUUUCCAAAGGACUUUAGAGCAGAGGUACUUUUUUUGGAUGUUGAUGCUGUUGUGCCUAAUCUAACCUCAGUCGUGACAAGUGAAGAUGCAAAUGAGACAGGCAGUGCUUCACCUGAGGAAUUUUUUGAGGUUGAAGAGAUAUUUAGCAAUGUGGUUGAUGCGCAGGAAGGAAAGGGGGACUUUGAAACUCUUUCGGUCGAGGGAAACACUCCUGAUGAUACUGACCAUACAGAAGUCUGGAAGGAGGAGGAUGUGGAUCCUCACACAUUUCUAGAUUGUGCAUCAGAUGAUGGGAAACACAAACAGUUUGGAAAUAUGAAUUCUAAUUCUGAACCGGUAAAGGAUAUUGCUGUGGAUGAUGUGAAGUAUAAGAUGGAAGAGAAAAUGGAUGUGGAUAUCCAUACGGUGAAAGACAUUACCGUGGAUGAUAGUGACAUGAAACAAGAGCCUGUGGUAACUGCCCCUAGUUUGCUAAGACAUAUAAUAACCAAGGAAGUAACUAAAGUUCCAAGUGGAAGACUCGAAGAAAUAGAUAUUAAAGUUGGAAAUCAAGACACUGUUGUGCAAAAGAAGUUAGAUUCAGGGGUUACUCAGAAAAAGUUGAGGGCGGAUGUUUGUAGGCCAAAAUCAGAAAAAGUAGUGCCAUCUUCUCUGAAGAAACAGCAUAUGUUGGGCACGAAAACAGCUGCAGAUUCAGUUGUAGCCAAGCAAAAGAUUAAACAGCAAGAACAGCUGGGAACACAUGCAAAACUUGCAAAACCAAAUGCAGUAUCUCGUUGGAUUCCCCCUAACAAAGGCUCUUAUACCAAUUUGAUGCAUGUGUCGCAUCCACCUGCUAGAUAUAAUAGUGCACCACCAGAUCUUGAUGUUAUUGCUUCUCCAAAAGAUUCGAAUGCUUGUGGCCCUGUAAAGGCUUCUUCUGUUCCUGCUACUUCUGGAGCAGUGGUUUCCAGAGAUGCUGCAAACGAACUGUUAGGACAAAAAGUGGAGCUUAUGGAGCCAUCACACUCUGUCUCAUUGAUGCCUGCUUCCUUUCCAGCUAAAGAAUCACCAUCUCUUGGACUGCAGCUGGUAGUACCAUCUCUCCCUCCUCCUCCCCCUCCCCCUCCCCCUCCACCUCCACCUCAUUCUAACAGCUCUUCGUUGUAUACCUCUAAAUCCAGGUCUUCUUUACAGCUUUCUCCACCUUGGCAGGCCAGUCCAGUAGCUUCUCCUCCACCAUCUCAUCCACUUGGUAAUGAGGUCUCCACACCUCUUCCCCCUUCACCACCUCCCCCUCCUUCUCUUCAACUUUCCACGUCUUUGAGUAGGCAGAAUAUUGAAGUGGGUUUGUACCAAAAACAUCAUCCACCUCCACCCCCUCCUCCACCCCCUCCUUCAUCCACUAGGCAACAUAUUGGGGCGGGGUUUCCCCCUCUACCUCCUCCAUCUCGUUGGAAGUAUGCAUACUCUUUAACUACCCCUACCCCAAUGAAAGUUUCUCCUUCAUCUCCAUCUCCACCUCCGUCUUCCCCCCCUCCUCCAAUGAGUUCAUUAAUAGUUAGUGGAAUCAAAGUUCCUCAUUCACCAUCGUUGCCGUCUCCUCCUCCUCUUCCAAGGAGUGAAGCUACACCUCCAACUCCACCACCCCCUUCAACCUAUGGAUGUUGGACCCCACCACCACCUCCACUUUUGAUGCAUGGUGCUCCCCCUCAACCUCGUUUGUUACCUGCACUACCUUCACCACCUCUUCGUCUUGGAGGUCGUGGGGCACCACCUCCACCACCGCCACCUCCUAGAGGUCAUGCGGCACCACCUCUACCACUAGCACCUUCUGGAGGUCGAGGGGCUCCACCACCUCCGUCGCUGCCUCCCGGAGGUAGAGGACCACCACCUCCACCACCGCCUCCUGGUGGUCGAGGGGCGCCAACCCUGCCACCUCAUCCCGUGGGUCGUGAGGCACCACCUCUGCCGCCACCGCCUCCAUGUGGUCGAGGGGCACCACCUCCACCUCCUCCCCUUGGGGGUUGUGGGGCAGGUCCUCCUGCUGCACCUAGACCUCCAUGUGGUGCACCUCCGCCACCACCCUUAGGUGCACAAGGAGCCGCAGCUGAUACAAGAGGCUUGCAGCUUGGAAGAGGGCGUGGGCUUUCACGUCCUUCAGGGCUGGGGCCAACUGCUACUGCACCCAAGCGAUCUUCCUUGAAACCGUUGCAUUGGAGCAAAGUUACAAGAGCACUGCAAGGGAGUUUAUGGGAAGAAUUGCAAAGGCUUGGAGAACCUCAAAUUGGACCAGAUUUUGAUGUAUCCGAGCUGGAGAGUCUUUUCUCUGCAACAGUCCCAAAGUCUGCUGAUGCAGGAGGCAAAUCUGGUGGGCGACGCAAGCCUGUUGGAUCAAAAACUGACAAAGUUCAACUGAUUGAUCUGAGGAGGGCAUAUAACAUUGAAAUUAUGCUUACGAAAGUAAAGAUGCCACUCCCUGAUAUGAUGGCUGCAGUUCUAGCAAUGGAUGAGUCAGUGUUAGAUGUUGAUCAAGUGGAAAAUCUCAUAAAAUUCUGUCCUACUAAGGAGGAAAUGGAACUUCUCAAGGGGUAUACUGGUGACAAGGAGAACCUUGGAAAGUGUGAACAGUACUUCUUGGAGCUGAUGAAAGUGCCACAGGUUGAGUCAAAAUUAAGAGUGUUCUCUUUCAAGAUUCAGUUCAGCUCUCAGAUUUCAGAAUUCAAGAAGAAUUUAAAUACUGUAAAUUUCGCAUGUGAAGAGGUACGGAAUUCUGUCAAAUUGAAGGAAAUUAUGAAGACAAUUCUUAUCUUGGGGAAUAAAUUAAACCAAGGAACUGCAAGGGGUUCCGCCAUUGGAUUUAAGUUGGACAGUUUAUUAAAACUCACUGAUACUCGUUCUUCUACCAGCAAGAUGACACUUAUGCAUUUUCUUUGCAAGAAACUUGCUGAUCAUUCACCAGAACUCCUAGAUUUUCACCUGGAUCUUGUUAGCCUCGAACCUGCAUCAAAGAUACAAUUAAAAUCUUUAGCAGAAGAAAUGCAAGCAAUAAUCAAGGGAUUGGAGAAGGUCAAACAGGAGCUUCUUGCCUCAGAAAAUGACGGUCCUGUGUCUGAAGUUUUUCGAAAGACAUUGAAAGCAUUCAUUUUUGUUGCUGAGACAGAGGUGGUGUCAGUUACAAAUCUGUAUUCGGUGGUGGGUAGAAAUGCAGAUGCACUUGCACUGUACUUUGGGGAGGAUCCUGCCCGUUUCCCAUUUGAGCAGGUUACAGCGACGCUCUUAAAUUUUGUGAGGUUGUUUAGGAAAGCACAGGAGGAAAAUGUCAAACAGGAUGAGUUGGAGAAGAAGAAAGCUGGGAAAGAGGCCGAAAUGGAGAGGGCCAAGGGAACUACUCUUACGAGAAAAGGGUGAAAUAGCAAAGGAGUAGAUGUUUAGCUUCUUGCAAACAGGAGAUCUUUGGCACACAGAUUUUAAACUGAAUGACGGCAAAAUCACUGCUUUGUUGAUUGUUCAGAAGCAUUCGAUCGGCCGUUCUGACAUUCUCCACCAAUAGUACAUUGCUAAGCCUUAAAUGACACUGGAAGAGCUUGGACCCCGAGGACGUCAAACUAUUGAAAAGGCUUAGCAGCAUGUGAUUGACAGGCUUUUCUAUCGUGCCCCUUGGGUGGUUACAACUGCUGAUCAAGAACCAGGUUGGAUACCAGAUAUCAAAGGUGAGGGUCUGCCCUUCCAAGUGCUGCAUCGGAAGAAACUUCAUGAGUUUGGACCAGUCGUUCAGUAUAGUUGGCAAUUUGGUUUCCAGCUUCCACCGUUCCUUUGGCACGAUUUUUUAUUGCCAGAGCAGAAGUUUUCAGGAUUGCAAAGUGCACAGAAGAGUCCCAUUGUACCAUGAAAACCAUGUACAAAGUUCUAACCCCCUGACCUUAGCAUUCAAUUCUUUUUUCUUCCUUCUCUGUAACAUAGAAAUUAGUUCCAUUUUUGGCCCCUGAUUUUGUUUCCCACUGAAGUUGUAUAGGUGGUUAGGUUCAGAAAGUGUAAAAAGUAGGCAGGUUCUUGUAGUGUAAAUGUAUUGAAAUUUCAGAAUAUAGUCUAUAGAUUGGAAAUAACUGGUUUUCUUUCCCUUGGUUCUUCAAUCAAAAUUGAGUUUACGACGCGUUGUAGUUUC
Messenger RNA from Tripterygium wilfordii, 5634 nucleotides. Its product is annotated as formin-like protein 20. The transcript has 17 exons. The coding region runs from base 516 to 4880 and encodes 1454 amino acids. The record is from RefSeq and is a predicted model, not a curated record. NCBI's taxonomy places the organism in Eukaryota, Viridiplantae, Streptophyta, Magnoliopsida, Celastrales, Celastraceae.